AUGAAUGAAAAUAUUUUAGAGCGAGGAUGCAGUCUCGCUUCGGCCGAGGGAGAAUUCAAUUACAUAUUGAAAAAAGGAUCCUCGAAUUCGCCGAAACUCAAAUCUUUGGAAAUUAAAAACGAGGCAAAAGUCGUCAAAGUUUUGGGCGACGAAGUUAUGGUUAAAAACAAAUGCGCGAGUUUUAAAAUUCCGCAAUGCGUUUGUGUCAGAGAAGGGGAUAAUUUUAAAAUUCCAGAGAUUUUGUCGACGCCGAAAAGUUUCAAUCAUUUAUCAUCGUACGGGAGAGGAGGACAAAAAGAAUCGUCGUCGCCGGACGAAUGUAAAACGAAUUAUAAAAAUUUAGUGGUGGAAUCGUGUAAAAAAUCGAGCAAGAAAAAAAAUAAAGAUUCCGAACAAUCGGGUAAAAAAGCUCCGGAAUCGUUUUUGAGGAGUCUCAAAAGGAGGUCGUUGAGAGUCGCAAGAUCUAAAUCUUGGGUUUGCACGGAAAAAAGAAAAUCUGGAGGGAAUACGUGUUGCAAAGCAUAA
This is a messenger RNA of Pediculus humanus corporis (human body louse), 525 nucleotides long. RefSeq lists its product as uncharacterized. NCBI's taxonomy places the organism in Eukaryota, Metazoa, Arthropoda, Insecta, Psocodea, Pediculidae. The record is from RefSeq and is a predicted model, not a curated record. The transcript is spliced from 3 exons. The coding region runs from base 1 to 525 and encodes 174 amino acids.